Molecule: messenger RNA, 2093 nt
Organism: Erythranthe guttata (spotted monkey flower)
Lineage: Eukaryota; Viridiplantae; Streptophyta; Magnoliopsida; Lamiales; Phrymaceae
Source: RefSeq, a predicted model, not a curated record
GGAGCUGGGAAAUUGUUUGUGAUAGAUAAGUAUUAAGCUUCUUCAUCCAUUAAUGAUUGUCCUAUGUAGUGAGUUGUUGAUAUGUAUAUUUGCUGCAGAUGUUCACACCUUCUGCCCAAAUUCAAAGGACUCAAAUCUGUCAUUUACACUUGGUAGUCGUGUGGAUAUGUACUUUUUGCAGCGCAAAAGAUCUCGCAUCAGCGCUCCGUUUAUCGCCGGUAAAAAAUCAAAGAUGCAAUCAUCAAUCGAAGCUCUGCCCGACGAGUGCCUCUUCGAGAUUCUCAGACGCCUACCCAGAGGCCGAGAGACGAAUGCUUGUGCGUGUGUAUCAAAGCGCUGGCUCAUGCUAUUGAGUAGCAUGAAGAAAGACGAAAUGUGCACAUCUGAAACUACUCGAUUCGUGGGUCCCGAAAUCCAAUCCAAUCCUCCCAAGCCUAAAGAGGAUGAUGAUGUCAGCCGUGGUUAUCUCUCUAGAUGCUUGGAAGGGAAGAAAGCUACAGAUGUCAGACUUGCUGCCAUUGCUGUUGGAACUGCAAGUCGUGGAGGUUUGGGCAAACUUUCGAUCCGAGGAAGUAAUGAAACUCGUGGGCCCACAAACCUCGGCCUCAAAGCCAUUUCCCGAGGCUGCCCUUCUUUGCGGGCUCUUUCUCUUUGGGAUGUAUCACCGGUUGGUGAUGAAGGGUUGUGCGAAAUUGCAAGUGCGUGUCAUUCUCUCGAAGAUAUUCAAUUUUUCCACUGCCCGAAUAUCACGGAUAAAGGUUUAGUUGCUAUUGCGAAGAACUGUCCUAAUUUGACAUCUGUUGCAGUGGAAUCUUGCUUGAACAUAGGCAACGAGAGUUUGCAAGCUUUGGGUAACUACUGUCCAGACCUGAAGUUCGUUUCGAUCAAGAAUUGCCCACUUGUCGGUGACAAGGGAAUUGCGAGUCUAUUUUCAUCCGUUGGUCAUGUCCUGACAAGAGCAAAGCUUCAGACACUCAACAUCAGUGACGUGUCUCUUGCUGUCAUUGGACACUACGGGACUGCAAUGAUUGAUCUUACACUUGUCGGCCUCCAAAACGUGAGCGAGAAAGGUUUUUGGCUUAUGGGCAAGGGUCAUGGUUUGCGAAAGCUGAAAUCUUUAACAGUUACUUCUUGUCCGGGAGUUUCCGAUUUAGGGCUUGAAUCGUUGGGUAAAGGCUGCCCAGAUAUAAAGACGCUCGCCCUCCGAAAAUGUCCACGCGUAUCUGACAAUGGAGUAGUUUCAUUCGCCAGAGCUGCCGAGUCGCUCGAAAGCCUUCGGUUAGAGGAGUGCCACGUCAUCACACAGCGUGGGGUUUUCGGCAUUCUUGCAAACUGUGGUAAGAAAUUGAAGGCUAUUGUGUUAGUCAACUGCUUGGGCAAUCGAGAUUUGGGGUUUCGAUUCCCGUUGACUUCUCGUUGCCGUUCACUUCGAUCGCUGACCAUCCGAAACUGCCCUGGAUUUGGGGAUGCUGGCUUGGGCGGUUUGGGUAAAAUCUGCCCCAAUUUGACACACGUGGAUCUCAGUGGCAAUAAGGAAAUAACCGACGCAUGCAUUCUACCUCUCGUCGAGAGCUCAGAGGAUGGUUUGGUGGAAGUGAAGCUGAGUGGAUGUGAUAAACUGACAGACAACACGGUCACAGUCAUUGCGAAACUUCACGGUGACACUCUCGAUCUUCUGAAGCUCGAUGGAUGCAGGUGCGUCACAGACGCUAGCUUGAUAGAAAUUGCGAGCAAUUGUAUGGUGCUGAGUGAGCUGGAUGUUUCUCGGUGUGGAAUAACAGAUUCCGGUAUCAAAGUCUUGGCCGAGGCUGUGCAGAUGAGUUUGCUGACAUUUUCAAUUGCCGGUUGCUCUUUGGUGUCCGACGAAAGUUUGCCUUUUCUGGUUGAGUUGGGCAAGACUAUGGUGGGGUUGAACGUACAGUAUUGCGGUGGGAUCACAUCUGGCGCCGUUGAUCUACUUGUUGAUCAACUUUGGAGGUGCGAUAUACUUUCGUGAACUUGAAAGUCGGUGAAGAAUAGGAAUUUACACUACAUGGUAAAAGCUUCAGUUACUGGUCGUAGUUUUUUGGGUCCAUGGAGUCUUUGAUCAUUGA